Gigantopelta aegis is the source of this 5374-nucleotide messenger RNA. RefSeq lists its product as uncharacterized. Lineage: Eukaryota; Metazoa; Mollusca; Gastropoda; Neomphalida; Peltospiridae. The transcript is spliced from 13 exons. The coding region runs from base 147 to 2648 and encodes 833 amino acids. The record is from RefSeq and is a predicted model, not a curated record.
CACGAAGUGUGAUUUCCGGUUUAAAAAAUCGUCUGCUUUUUUCUUCGCUGAGAUUGAUGCUGUCUAUUUCAAUGGAGACAGUAACACAUGCCUUUACUUCAAAGUGAUUUUACUUCAUAACAAUUAGAGAAGACGCCAAAAUCACAAUGUUUAGGAAGAAUGUGAUUUCUACCAGAGAGUUACUUUCCGAUAAUUUCAUUGACAGAAAUGACACAAGAAAUUCAUCCUCUGAACUCAGUCAGCAUUCUCAGUUUGAUUUUUCACAAAUAAAUACUCAAGACAUGUUUACACAACAUUCAAGCGGAUCACAGCCUGAGCCACAUAGUAUUUUUCCUGGCAAAAGACUAUCUUUCUAUGAUAAGUGGAAGGCAAAACUACCAUCACAGCAUCCUGUUCCUGUAAACAAAUCUUUGAAAAAUUGUUCAGGACCAUUGACUAGCAACAUAUCAGAACAUCGACAAACUCCUACAUAUGAUGUACCUUUUCAGCAGCAAGUUCAAAUGAACAAGGCAAAAGCCAAGGAAAGGGAUGAAAGAGACUUGCUCCAACAAGUCAUAAAUACAGUACAGGAUUGUGCAAAAGAGAUGAAGUUUACAUUGCAUUCUGUGAAGGAAAAGCUUGAAUAUCAGCAUGACCAUUCUGGGGAAAAGAUAGAACAAACUAUUAGCACAUUUCUUGAGGACUUGUGCAAGUACCAAGAUAAAAUGUUUGAGUCUGUUCUGGAAAGAGAUGCAAAUUCUUCAAAAGUUCAUUCAUUGGAAGUGGAUAUUGCUGCAAAAGAUACCAAAAUCAUCACACUUGAAAAAGUGUUGGAAGGUCUUCAGAUGAAUUGUCCAGAAAGUGUGGUUAAAGCCAUUCAUGUGCCAAACCAACGCCUGGAGUUGCAGGUUCAACAGAUUCUAGACAGGACGAAAGAAAACACAGACACACAGACGUCUCAGUUUAUGGAGCACAAAAAGCUGACAGAACAACAAAUGAAGCAGUGCGAUCACCUUUAUCAGACACAGGAGGAACUUCUACACAAAAUAGAAAACAGGGUCUUGGAUGAAAUGGCCACGUUGCAGAGGGAAUUGAAGAGAAAAGACACAUCCUACAAAAGAGAAUGUAAUGACCAACUUCGUUCAUUCCAAGAGAACAAUAUUCGCGAAACUGAGAGUUUGAUUCAACGACUGUUUGAGCAAUCAUCUCAUAUGUCUUUUGAACAGAAAAAUGAAUUUAAAACGAUACUGAAGGGAGAGCUGCAAGCAAUAUCCAGGAAACAGUUAAAUAAUUUUGAAAACUUCUUCCAGGACAAACUAAAUAACUACUUUUAUAAUCAAGAGAAACGAAUUGUAGAAAUGUUUUCACAAAUGUCAUCCAUACUUGAAAACAAGGAAAAUGCACAGCCAGAUAAAGAAACUGGAAGCUUUUUGUCUCUUCCACAGUUUGAAGAAAGGAUGGGAUGUUGGAAUGAAGAUUUUAAGAAACAACUUGAAAAACUGCACAGAGAACAUAUGGCUGAGAUCAACCGCUUGCAGGUUAACAUGAGUAAAGAGUCUUCAAACAGUUUGUUGUUGAAGCAUCAGAAUACACCAGCCUUUUGCUCACCAGUUCUUCCACUGACAAACGACAAAGGAUCUGAAACAUUUCAAAAAUGGACAGAUAAAACAACACUUAGUUUAAUUGGUACAACAAAUUCGGACAAAGAGGCACAUAUGCAAAGGCAUGAAAGUUUUGGUUUCAGUGAUUUGGGUGCUGGCCAGUUCAACACUAAAAGUCUGUUUUCAAGACCUGUGUUUUCACCAGUUGCUACUGUGUUGCCACAGAGAAAACAGGUACAGAUUGCAGGUGAAGAAAACAGUAAUUAUGAAAAAAGUAACUUUGCUGAGGUAAAACCAAUGCAAACAAAGAGCAUGAUGAAGAAAAAGCGUAAGAAAAAAAAUUCAAUCUACUCUAAAAAAAGAAAACCAAAGCCAAUAACAGCUCUUUGUAAAACCAUGCACACAACAGAAUUGCCACAAAAUAACAUAACUGACAGAACGAGAUCAAAAUCUGCCAUCCUUCUUGAUAAAAGGUCGGAAUCAUGUCCACUUAAAAAUUCAAAAGAAGAAAGUGUAGCUGUAAAAGGCAUUACCACAACAAAACAACCAAAUCUUUCUGUGUAUGAUUUCAGUGGUGAAGAAGAUAGUUGGAGUUUUCAACCUAAAAUGAUAACACAAAACAAAGCUUGUAAAAACAAUCCAGGAAACAGAUACUUGACAUCCAGGAAUAAGCAGUUCAAGUCUCCUGAGAUAUCCUUUGAGGAUUGCAGUUCCAGAACUUCCUCUCCAUCACUAUCAAUUACUGAAAUGGUCAUCAGAAGAAAGAUCAGAUGUAAAAAGGAUUCACCAAGUAUUGACUUACAGUUUGAUGGUGCAAGCAGCCUGCACCACUUCAGCACUUCCGAUGAGACAAUUGGUGACAUUCUGAGUACUCCAAACAUGUUAUUAUACAAUGAAAGAAGACAGUGGAAUUUUCAGCAGAAUUUUAUGCAACGGCAACAUCAGGAAUCCAAGGUGUUCAGAAGAUCAGGAGAGAAGCGGAAAUUGUGUGAUUUUAACUUUGAUUCAAGACUGGGAAUAGCAAGUUUGUUACAUAAAAAACUGAAUUCUGCAAUAAAUACAUCUUAGUCCUUUCACGGUUGUAUCCAAAAUAUCUUUCCGAAAUAUCACAAUUAUCAGUUUACAGAAAUAAGAUAUCAAUUAGUUUUUCCUGUUACAAUUUUAUUAAAAUUUUGAUUGUUUUAAGAAAUAUAAAAAUGUUUCGACUUUUAAAAUGUACCCGUAACCAAUUUUAAUAUUAAAAGUUAUUUUUACAUUUAUAUGUUAUAAAUAAACAUAUUAAUUGAUCCCACCCAUAAUCUUUUCAUAAAUAAUGUUCUUUAAUCCCAUGUAAACAGUCACCUUAAGGAUGAAUAGACUCUUUUCAAGUAACAAGUUUUAUGAAAACGACGAAUUCAUAAAAUCUCACGUUGAUUGUCAAUAUCAAUAUCAAAGAUAGAUGGGCUGCACAAAGACAGUAAAUUUGUAGGCAACAUCCACAUGGAAUAUUAAAGAAUAUUUGCCUCAAUGGAUCAUGUCCAGUCAUCCACUAAAUAUCUGAUAAAAAAAAAAAUUCUACUAGUAAAUUAAAUUAUUGGCUGUAAUUUUUUAUGGGUAUAUAAUUGAAGAUAUGUUUACAUUUAAAGCAAAAAUUAAUAAAUAAUCUGGCAGGAAGCCACCAUCAUACAUUUUUGAGAUAGCACCUUUAAUAAUAAUAAAAAAAAGUAAUAAAUAGUUAUCCUGCAAUCACUGCAUAUAUUGGCAACAUAUGAUGAGUAGAAUCAGUUUCUAUAUUUUUGGUCAUGUUGCCUUUGUUAUGAUUGGCAAAAGAAUGUUGACAUUAAUAAAAUAAUAUUAAUAAUAAAAAGAUAGUAUUAUAAAAUAUAUUAUUUCAAUAAAAACCAUUUUGUUUUGGUGUAUUCAUAUUCUAGGCGACAAAUUAUCUUGCUCAGGUCAAAUAGAAAAUACCUCUAAGCAGAGCCUCGCUGCAUUCACCAUUCUAACCUUUGUAGGAUAAAGCUGAUAUUUUAGACAGUAACCAGUUAUCCUCCAUUUAAAGGAUAAUAAUCAGUUACUAAUUAGCUUCAGUGAAUGAAUGUCAAGGGGCAUAAAAUAAUUUUUAUUACCCCAGCUAUUUUUAAAACUUCACAUUCAGUAUUAUUAUGAAAUAACUUUUCAUUGUCAUGAGUGACAAAAGAAAUGUUUUCAUAAUGGACUUAAAACUUAAAGCUUGAUAAUAUAUAGUAUUCCAGUUUGACAUUGUACUUAUUAACCCAAGCCUAGGAACUGUUCUAUGUGCUGAUUAUAUAAAAACAUACUUUUAACAAAACGAGAACCAUGUGUAUACACAUUUACUUCAUCCAUUUAGUAUGACAUUCAACUGAAUUAUUUACUUAAAAUUAAAGUGUGCGUGCCCAUGUAUCAUUGUUCUUUGUUUACCAAGAUUUUGUUUACUGCAAAAUAUUUUAUUUUCACAGGAUUAAAUUUUUAAUGAAAAUUAGUUAGUUUGUGAGCAUUUAUUUUUGCAAUUUCCAUUCCUCCAAUAAGAAAAAAUUAAUUAUCGAUUCUGAUGUUAAUAAUUUUGAUGUUUAUUGUUUUAAAAAUACCGUAAGCUUAUGCGAGGUGCUUAGGCUACCCUGUGCUCUUUUUUUGUAAUCCUCAAACUUGUUAUAAAAACUAAACCCAUAAACAAAACGGAAUUUGAAGGCGCAAUGCUAGCGCAAGUUUGAUUUAAACAUUAUUUAUUAGUUCAGUACAGUUUAUGAUUGAUCAGAGGGCGUAUUCACUUGGAUAGUACAAAAUAGCUGUGCCCGUUAUAUUUAAUAGCCAUCACAUUUAACCAUUUUAUUAAUUAAAUAUAAGAUUAUACUUGUUGAUAUUCAGCAAUAAUGUGCAUUAUAUAUUGUUGAAUACUAGUAUGCAUACGAGCCAAAAGCCUUGCACGAGCAUUCCUUUAAUUUCACAUGGAAUUUAUUUUCACAAAUUUUAUUCAAAUGCGAAAAUAAAGUAUUUCACAGUAUGUCAACAGUUCUCAGUAAUUAGUACUGCUAAGCAAAGAUCAAGGUAUGUGCCUUUUCAUUGGUCGCAGACAACGGAACCCAAACAAAUGAUUGGGUAAAUCAGUCAUCACAAUUCCUCAGUAUGGUUAUUAGUGCCUGUUUGGGUAAUAAAUAUAUUUAUUAUCCACAUAGUUCAAGAUAUAUGUACAGGGAAAUAGAACUAGUAUGACACACGACCUCGUUUUGGGAAGCGAUGUCAUAACAUAAUAUGGUUUCCCCAGUCUUAGUUCUGUGCAAUAGAUUUACCAAAAUGACGCAGUUUCGUUCCAGUUAUGUUGGAAACAUUUUAACAUGGUCCUAGCUUGUUAUUCAUAAAAAAUAACAUUAUAUUUAAUAUGGAUAAUAAAGAAAUUAUUACACUUGCGUUUGAAUUUUCCUGAUUUUACAAAACUAGUUUCAGGAGUUGUGUAUUACCCUCUCUUGCUCGGGUAAUACAUUAAUCCUGACACUCAUUUCAUAAAAUCAGUAUGACACCCAAGCUCGUAUAAUAAUUUCUUUUUUAGUGUGCAUGUCAUAUAAAUUUUUUUUAUCAAAUUGUGAUGUCAUAUUUAGUACCAAUAGUUAUUUGUUAGUAACUACUAAAAUGCCAAAUAUUAUCUGUGGUGAGAAAAUUAAAAAAAUAUUUGUCUCGUUAUGAGUGACUGCUAUAGUAAUCAUUUAUUUAUGCAAUGGAAUUGCACCAUUUUCAAUUUUAUUGUUAUUUUAUUACUUGUUAAACUGAAAUUGUCACGUUUAAUAAAUGACAUACUUCUGUAA